GAUCCACCAACGGAACUCUCGAACGACGAGAUCCGGAUCUGGCGCGAUCGCGUCCACAACAAUGCUGAGGAAUUCUACAACAUGUGCAUGUCUCACAAGCUCAAGCCCGCCGUCGACCGCCUGUGUCAUUAUUCCUCCUGGAUCACCCCACCCGUGGAACCAAAGCGCUUCCGUACACAGUUCUAUCUUACGGUCCUUCCCUGGUCCAGAGACUCCUUCUCGGAUGAGCGUGUUUUUGCGGACGGAAAGGAGACCACGCGACUGGAUUGGUUCACGCCUGAGGAGGCCAUGGAGGCCUAUCGCGCCUCUCAAAUCCAGAUCUUCAUGCCUCCGCAAUUUGUGUCGAUCGCACAUCUGUUACCCGUCAAGCGACACGAGGACCUGCUGGACCAUUUUAAGGAGCGGGAGAUCCUCACGAUCAUGCCAGAGUUCAAGCUGGAGUCGCAGGAUGAACUGGGGCUGCAUCUGACGGGUAUUCUCCCAGGCGACGAGGAGCAUUCCGAGCACAUCAAGAAGGGACAUAAACACCGCCUCCAUAUCACAAAGACUACGAAAGGCAUGAGCGUGCGUAAAUACAUCCAUGGCCCCACUGAGGUCAAAGCUAGACUUUAG
Messenger RNA from Gamsiella multidivaricata, 612 nucleotides. RefSeq lists its product as uncharacterized. The transcript has a single exon. Gene Ontology annotation, cellular component: mitochondrion. The record is from RefSeq and is a predicted model, not a curated record. The annotation marks the transcript as partial. Lineage: Eukaryota; Fungi; Mortierellomycota; Mortierellomycetes; Mortierellales; Mortierellaceae. Gene Ontology annotation, molecular function: hydrolase activity, acting on acid anhydrides, in phosphorus-containing anhydrides.